GCUCCGGAUAAUAAUAAUAAUAAUAACGAUUAACUAUGGUAUUACCAUAAUUCACCAGCUGACUGUCGAAUUGUUUCGAAUAUGGAUUUACAAAGAGGGAGCUGUUUCCCCCGCCUAGGGAGAGCGUCAUAGUCGCCCCACCAUCCCACCGCCGGUGAGAGGCUUCGAUCCCACCGGACUUUCGAUUAUUCUACUUCAUCUCCUUUCUUUCUCUCCCGCCACUUGAAGAACUUGACAUCCUUUCUCUCAUCCAUCUUUCUUGUUUGCCGUUGUAUACCCAAUUUCCCCUGCACCGAUUCCAUCAUCAUGUCUUCCUCUCUCGAGCAGCUCAAGGCCACUGGCACUGUCGUGGUUUGCGACUCUGGUGAUUUCGCAACCAUCGGCAAGUACAAGCCUCAGGAUGCCACCACCAACCCGUCCCUGAUCCUGGCUGCUUCCAAGAAGCCCGAGUAUGCUGCUCUGAUCGACGCUGCCGUCGCUCAGGGCAAGAAGGAGGGAAAGACUAUCGAGGAGCAGGUCGAUGCCACUCUGGACAACCUCCUGGUUCAGUUCGGAAAGGAGAUCCUCAAGAUCAUCCCUGGAAAGGUCUCCACGGAGGUCGAUGCCCGCUUCUCUUUCGACACCCAGGCCUCCGUCGACAAGGCCCUUCACAUCAUCAAGCUCUACGAGUCCAUUGGUAUCUCCAAGGACCGUGUUCUCAUCAAGAUCGCCUCGACCUGGGAGGGUAUCAAGGCUGCGCACAUCCUGCAGUCCCAGCACGGCAUCAACUGCAACCUGACCCUCAUGUUCUCUCUGGUCCAGGCCAUUGCCGCCGCCGAGGCCGGUGCUUUCCUCAUCUCUCCCUUCGUCGGCCGUAUUCUCGACUGGUACAAGGCUGCCCACAAGAGGGACUACACUGCUGCCGAGGACCCCGGUGUCAAGUCCGUCCAGGACAUCUUCAACUACUACAAGAAGCACGGCUACAAGACCAUUGUCAUGGGUGCUUCCUUCCGUAACACUGGCGAGAUCACCGAGCUCGCUGGCUGUGACUACCUGACCAUUGCGCCCGCUCUGCUCGAGCAGCUGUACAACUCUAAGGACCCCGUUCCCAAGAAGCUGGACGCCGCCUCUGCGACCAAGCUGGACAUCCCCAAGCGGUCUUACCUGAACGACGAGUCGCUGUUCCGCUUCGACUUUAACGAGGAGCAGAUGGCCGUGGAGAAGCUGCGUGAGGGAAUCUCCAAGUUCGCGGCGGAUGCGGUCACCCUGAAGGAGAUCCUGCGCCAGAAGAUCACCGCGUAGACGCGGGACUGCGGUGCGACGUUUUAAAAAAUUUACCACGCCAGGACAGGUUACCUUACAUUUAAUGGAAAAUGUCACGAGUCAGAUUGAAUGACCAUACAUAGUUGUUAUUAUGAGUAUGAUUGAUUGAUUGAUAUAUAUCAGCAUGGAAGCGAGGGAUUGAGGGCCAAUGGCAGAUGGACUUUCGGUCCUUCUUUUCUGGUGGUCUACCAUUGUCACUUUGAUUCUUCUUUUUUCCUUUUUUUUUUCUCUCCCGUACUCUGCGUGUCCCGUCUCCUCUCUCUCUCUCUCUCUCUCUCU
Messenger RNA from Paecilomyces variotii, 1581 nucleotides. Its product is annotated as transaldolase. Gene Ontology annotation, cellular component: intracellular anatomical structure; cytoplasm. Gene Ontology annotation, biological process: pentose-phosphate shunt, non-oxidative branch; pentose-phosphate shunt; carbohydrate metabolic process. NCBI's taxonomy places the organism in Eukaryota, Fungi, Ascomycota, Eurotiomycetes, Eurotiales, Thermoascaceae. Bases 307 to 1281 code for a protein of 324 amino acids. The transcript is spliced from 7 exons. Gene Ontology annotation, molecular function: transaldolase activity. The record is from RefSeq and is a predicted model, not a curated record.